GCUUUCUCCACAAUGUGGAAACCAGUUGAUCUUCCCUUCCAGAACUCCGAGCCUCUGCCUCCACUACCUACAACAGAUGAAAUCCGCGCUUGCACCAAUGUUCUCUGGGAGACCACGGCGUCCAAGGUCGUGACAAUCAACGACAAUAUUGUCGUGAAAUAUGGAGGUUGUAUCAAUACCUGUGAAGGCCAGGCGUUGAUUUAUCUUGAACGCCAUGUCCCCGAAGUUCCAGCCCCUCGACUGUACACGAUGUACUAUGAGGGCAAACAACUUUUCUUGAUCAUGCAACGCAUUCCCGGUGUGCAACUGGAUACCAUCUGGUCAGUAUUAACCCCAUCCGAGAAGGAUGGCAUUAUAGCAAAACUCCAAUCAAUAUUCAACACCUUACGACACGUCGAGUGCCCAUGGCCCGACUUUUACGGUGGCUUGGACGGCGGCGGCGUACAUCACUACCUAUUCUACAGCCAGCACGGCAAUCAGAAGUUUCUAGGGCCUUUCACUGGUGAACCUGCCUUCAUCGCUGGCCUGGUGGGUAAUUAUAGGGCUUUAGUCGAACGCAACAAUCAUCCCGACUACAAGGCUCGCUUUUACGAGAAAUAUCUCGCUCGCGUUCUUCAAGGUCACCGGCCUACAUUGACGCAUGGAGAUGUUCAGCAGAAGAAUAUCAUGGUUGUGGAGAAUAAAAGUUGCUCAAACGAGCAAGGUGAGCGUUCGUUUGACGUUGUGCUGGUUGACUGGGAGAAUGCUGGUUGGUUUCCUGACUUUUGGGAGUUCUUUUGUGCAUCGCACCCCUUCAUUUUCGAGUGGGAUGAAGACUGGUCAUGGCGAGUUCAGGACUUUGUGGAAGUGUGGCCUGCUGAGGUUGCUAUUAUGCAAUUGAUUGAUAGGGAUUUAGGCUGGUGAG
Molecule: messenger RNA, 904 nt
Organism: Aspergillus vadensis CBS 113365
Lineage: Eukaryota; Fungi; Ascomycota; Eurotiomycetes; Eurotiales; Aspergillaceae
Product: phosphotransferase enzyme family protein
Exons: 1
Coding region: 13-903 (296 amino acids)
Source: RefSeq, a predicted model, not a curated record